AUGGUUCGCGUGACGGACGACUUGGCGCUUUCGCCCGACGCCCUUUCGUUAUAUCAUGCCUCCGAUCCGCUGCUCGGCCACCUCCCCGUCCUCAUAUUCCACGGACCCUCGACUACGGCGAAUUAUACUCUCAAUGCCUCUCGCGUCCAAAUACACAUCUUGUCUCCUGCCGGCUUUCAGUCCUUUCCCAGGAUAACCAUCUCCCCGAGCUCUCCCUUUUACGGUGUUGUCGAUCAUCUGCCUCGAGAGAUUCAAGUCGACGAGAUAUUCCGCGGCUUGGCAUUUGGACUGUUUAAAUACUUCUCAGAGCUACCGGAUGGAGUCAAGACUUACCUCAAGAACUUGUAUCCAACAAGAGGGAGGCGCCCUGGAAGCGCUCCCGCUCUCUUUGGCCAGCAACAUGCCGCCGAUCUCGUCAAGUCUAUGGUCAAGAGCGACAAUGCUGCGGAAGCGAUCGCCUCCCUUCAAGAUGCGCUGCAGACGCAACAUAUUAGCAACGUUGACCUCGAUCUUGUUCUUCCUCCAGGCGCUAUCGUGCCUUUGCAACCAGCCGACUUGGAAGAUGUCCCCGAUGACGAGGACGAUAUAUUAGACCCGACACUGAGGCAAUAUGGUGGGUAUACUCCUCUUGUCAGGCUGUUCGGCGAGCCCAUGUUUCUGCCAACAAGUAGACUACGACGCGCGCCAUCGAAACCCACAUCGCUAAAUCGAGGGCGGUCAUUCAACAAGGACCAGAAGUACGAACUACGCAUGAAACUAGCCGAGUUGGUCGACACAGAGGAAAGAUAUGUAAUGAAACUUCGCGAAUUGGUAAACACUGUCGCGAAGGACUUCCGGGAAAGUGCCAAGAAGAAGCCAGGGGGUAGCCUGAGCCCUUCAGAGGAGGAGCUGGAGAAACUCUUCCCUCCAUCAGCAGAUCAGAUAUUGCAGCUCAACGCCGAGUUUAUGGAACAGCUUCGCGCCAUCAUGGAUGAAACGGAGGAUGAGGCGCUCAAAGACAUGGACCAAAUGGCGUCAACUUUUGGCAGUAUAAAGAGCCCUGGCUCGGCUCGUGCCAAGGAUCCCAGUGGUGCUUUGAGCAUGGCCAGGCUGUUUCUUGAAUGGUUUCCAAAAUUCACCCAAAGCUACCAAAACUACAUCAAAGCAAGCCAACAUUUCCCGACCUUACUCAACUCUUUUCUUGACCAACAGUCUAGCUUUAGACAGCGAGUGAACCAAACUGGAGAGCAGACUGUCAGGUCCAUCCUUAUCGAACCCGUUCAGCGAUUGCCUCGUUACAGCCUGCUCAUUGACCAAAUAGUAGGCUCACUGCCAAUGACACAUCCAGCUCUUCAACCCAUGCUGAAGGCUAGGGAUAUCAUCACUAAUAUUUGUUCCAUGGACGACCCUUUACCGGACCAGCCUCAUAUUGCCAACAGACUUCGAAAUAUGGUUGAAUCAUGGCCAAGAGACUUGGAACCGCAAGGACGACUCAUAGUUGCUGCCGACUUCAUCGAGCUUACCCCUCCAUUCCAAGGUGGAACAGGCGAGCUGGACGGCUCCGGGAUCUUUCUUUUAUUCACCGAUUGUGUCAUCAUGUUGAGGAAGAUUGGGUUCACUAUGACAGGGCGCGAUUUGUUGCGGGAGAUUGACAAGCCCUCAGCUGCCGAGCUCCUCAUUUCGAUGACGAAUGCUGCAGGUGGUCCGUCGUCAUACGAAUUUGCUUUUACUGGAUGGCAUGACCUUGCCGAUGUGCGCUUCACAGAGUCGGUAGAUGGCUCAUUGGUGUGGAUGACUUCGACCAAAGAUAUGAAGGAUGCACACACCGGAGAGUACAAAAUCAGCAAGGCGGCUACAUCUCGAUGUUUUCUACUUCAAGAGGCUUUCGAAGGCAAGGCGAUCAAAUGGGGCGAGGAUGUUGUCAAGGCACGAAUUGAGGCACGGUUCUCGGAAGCUGAACGAGAAGACCCCUGUUGGACGCUGCGAUCAGUUCGGAUGCAGGAUAGUAACCUGGGCCUGCAUGUAGCUGUCUUUCAAGAAGGCGCUCACCAACUAGUCGAGGGCCGACGAGAGCCUGCGCCCAUUCGAAUAGUGGUGGAUCACGAGAAAGGCACAAAGGGAGCGCCUCUCGGCCAUUACGGAGUCGAAAUUGUCAUCAACGUGUCCAGCAACAACCUCAAGCGCGUUUCAAUGUUGACUGCUGGCCUCAAUGGGAAACAAUUUCAAGACGAUAUUGAUCUGGAGGACUUACUACCCACCAUGUCGCGUCGUAUUAUCCAGCUUCUCAGCACACAAUUCAACGUUAGCAAUACACAUUUGACCGCGUCUAUGGUGUCAUACUAUACCAAGACGAUAAGAGGGCUGAACUUUUCUACGAGAGCCGAGAAAACUCGAUCGUUCCUAGCGGCCUCUCCUGUGAAGCUCCUCUCCAGCCUUUGGAACAGCGGCUCAAAUAACACAAGCUCGCCAGAUGUGGUCGUAUCUGGUGUCAAACCCCAACAACAGCCCUCGCUUCAUCGAGCUAAUAGUAUUCACUCCAUGUUUGGCUCAAUAAGGGGAAAGGACAGCCGUCCCAACACGGCUGACGGUAGACCGGAAAAUCCUUUGCUGAGGCUGGAGCAAACCUUCACUGGCUUUACUGCCGCUCUUCAAUCUCGAAAAGGUACCAUCAUCGGCCGCACGUUACUGAACCGAUCACUCGUCGACGAAUUAGCCGUCAACGACAUAUAUAACAGAUUCAUUGAAACUCCCUUUGAAUACGACGUUGCCUCCGACAUAGGCACCGAGGUCAUAUUCGUUGCCUUCGAAAAGUUUUUGCACAUUGCUUGGGCAGACCAGAUGGGACCAGUCAUGACGAUGCAAGCCAUGGAUACACUACUUGAGAGAGCAAAUAGGCGAGUUCCUGGCAACUUUGCAGACUUUGUGAAUUAUUUAUUCCGCGACAUGGCACCGCAGAAUCGACGGGCAUUUAUCACAGUCAUCAAGCUGUUGGCUGACCUGUUGGAUGGAUGUGGCAAUGACAGUGACCGAGGUGCAUUGACGCUGGCAUUUGCUGAGCUUCUAGUUACGGAUGGUGAUGCACAUAAUUACAUCAACUUGCUAGAUCGACUUGUUGAGGAUUGCGACAGGAUUUUUGAAGACCAGAGUGCAAACCAAAGCUUCAACUUUGGUUCGUCCAUAUCGGAAUCUAUUGCAUCUAGCUACCGGCAAGGCAAAACUCACUCUGGCUCAAUCACAUCUAAUGCGUCGUCACUUCGUCGCAAGUUUGGGCUCAAUGCUCUUCUUCGACAGAAUUCACAGGAUGAGCGACCAUCAGUAUGGCGAACCUUGAGCAAGCACAGGAAUCCCGCUACGGGCGACACCUCGAGCUUGACACGCGGCACCUUAGACAGAGCACGCUCAAUAGAUGACAACAGUCUACCAAAACGGCUGCACCGGCGUGCAAUGUCCCGAGACAGGCCCCCCAUUGCAGGCGCGUUCGAUGAGACACCGCAACGCCCGACGAGUUCGCACCGUCUUGACUUUCCACUCGAUACCAUUGGCGAGCCACAUUCGAUCGAUCGCGUGCCUUCAUCUAAAAGUGUGAAGAAGAAGAGACGAAGCUCACUAUCAGACCUCAAGAGUUUAAUGGCGGCGGCGAGUCUCGACGACGAGCCACUCCAGCCACUGCAAACCACCAAGCAAACAUCCGGCAAAGUCAACAACAACCCUGCCAGCCCAAAGUCACCAGCUCCGUCCAAGAUCCCCAUCAGUCCCAGCGCCGCCGAAGCUUUACGCGCCUCCAGGCAGAAGGAAAAAGAAAACGUUGCAGAUUCUACCAAGGUCGCCGUCAACAACGCAUCCGAUCGGUCCGGCGGAAAUUCCUCCAAACCAUUGGAAUCUCCCACAAAAAUCUCACGCCAUACCAAAGCCUUCUCAAUAUCUAGUAUUCCCACAUUAAGACCUACGAAGUCCGCAUCUGGCGCCGAAUCACCCACCAGACCCGCCAGUCCAACUCGGUCCAACGCCCAACGCCUUCGGCUCCACUCGCCGCAAAAGCUUAGAGAGCGCCUGCAGUCUGAGAAGCAGUUCGCUCAGGAAGUGGAUUCCUCUCUCAAGAGCGAAUUAUCCAAGAUUGGAGACGAAAUGGCCCAUUUCAAUAAUGCUAGAUCACCUAGUUCUCAGGCAGACAUGUCUGGUUUUACAGCGUCCUUAAAGGAGCUUGAGAAUCGAAUUGCAGUCAUGAUGAAAGAAUUACACGAUCAGCAAGCUACAACACAAAGAGAACUAGAUGUCACGAUGAAGAAUACAGAGGCAAAGGUCCGCGCAAUAGACCAGCUUCACAAAGAAGUUGUGGCGGAGAACGAGUUACUCUACGAAAAGUUCAACGGGGAGUUGGGCAGAAUUAUUAAAGCCGUCAAAGGCAAGGGCAGAGACGACAAGGAGGAGUUGGUGACAAAACUCAAGGAGCAAGGGGAAGAGACGUCGAAGACGAAGAAGGAGAAUGCUCGCCUUAAGAGAGAAUUGGCGAGCCUGAAAGCCAUGUUGAGAGGCGUAGACUAA
Molecule: messenger RNA, 4521 nt
Organism: Pochonia chlamydosporia 170
Lineage: Eukaryota; Fungi; Ascomycota; Sordariomycetes; Hypocreales; Clavicipitaceae
Product: rho guanyl nucleotide exchange factor
Exons: 2
Coding region: 1-4521 (1506 amino acids)
Molecular function (GO): guanyl-nucleotide exchange factor activity
Source: RefSeq, a predicted model, not a curated record